AUGGCUCUGAUGUUAUCAAGCUUCCUCACUGCGAUCGCUACCUUGCUGGAGACUGGAGUAACCUCGGAUUCUAGGUGGCGGUGCACUACAACCUUGAGCGACGCGAAUCUCGUCGCAGACCAGCUGCAGCUGCAUUACUACAAUACUUCCGCGGGCCAGUACAACCACGGCGAAUUGUGGACCGAUGCAAAUACAUUUGAGGAUUUGCACAACUUGAUGCUGGCAACUGGUUGUGACGACUUUGAAAAUGUCGCAGAUACCUCGUACAUAGGGAAGGCAGCCUUGGAGCCUAAAAUGGUCACAGCCUGGGCGAAAUUCCUUGGUGAUAACAACGAUGAUGCCCAGUCUAGUGCGGCCAAAAUUUGUGACAUGAUUGCAAGGGAAUGGCGGAGGUGGAGGGAUGUCAUCACGAAUGAACUGUUUUUGCUGACUUCGGCUGCUGCGUACCUGCCAACGAAGAAGGAAACGUACCUUAAAAAUGCGGACAAGGUGGUUAUUACAUGGCCGUUCUCAACAACAAACGCUGCCACGACAGUCACAGGAAUGGUCUCGGUUAAUUGCUUCCGGCCCAAUGUGUGGCCCCAGUGGACUGUUCAAUAA
Suillus subaureus is the source of this 600-nucleotide messenger RNA. RefSeq lists its product as uncharacterized. The transcript is spliced from 6 exons. The record is from RefSeq and is a predicted model, not a curated record. Bases 1 to 600 code for a protein of 199 amino acids. Lineage: Eukaryota; Fungi; Basidiomycota; Agaricomycetes; Boletales; Suillaceae.